Molecule: messenger RNA, 2587 nt
Organism: Prionailurus viverrinus (fishing cat)
Lineage: Eukaryota; Metazoa; Chordata; Mammalia; Carnivora; Felidae
Gene: MINPP1
Product: multiple inositol-polyphosphate phosphatase 1
Exons: 5
Coding region: 141-1604 (487 amino acids)
Molecular function (GO): inositol phosphate phosphatase activity; acid phosphatase activity
Source: RefSeq, a predicted model, not a curated record
CUCCCCGCCCGCGCGCCCGCGCCGCGCGGCGAAUCCUGGGGGCGCAGGCCGGAAGCGCCGUCCGGACCCGCCCCCUGCCCGCCGGAGCCGGAAGUUGCGACCCCGGCCCGCACGUCGCCCCUCGCGGGCCGCGCCGCACCAUGCUCCGUGGCCCCCCGCGCCUCCUCAAGGUCUCCGUGGCACCGGUCGCGGCCCUGGCUGUGGCGCUGCUCUCGUCGCUCUCGCGCUGCUCCCUCCUGGAGCCGGACGACCCCGCGGCCUCCGCGCUCAGCCCCUACUUCGGCACCAAGACCCGCUACGAGGAUGCCAACCCCGGGCUGCUGCCGGACCCCGAGGCGCCGCGGAGGGACCCCGAGCUGCUGGAGGACGCCUGCACGCCGGUGCAGCUGGUCGCCCUCAUCCGCCACGGCACCCGCUACCCCACGGCCAAGCAGAUCCGCAAACUGCGGCAGCUGCACGGCCUGCUGCAGGCCCGCCCGUCCGGCGACGGCCGCGCGGGCCCCGCCGGCGGCCGCGACCUGGGCGCCGCGCUGGCCGACUGGCCGCUGUGGUACGCGGACUGGAUGGACGGGCAGCUGGUGGAGAAGGGGCGGCAGGACAUGCGACAGCUGGCGCUGCGCCUGGCCUCCCUCUUCCCGGCCCUGUUCAGCCUCGAGAACUACGGCCGCCUGCAGCUGGUCACCAGCUCCAAACACCGCUGCGUGGACAGCGGCGCCGCCUUCCUGCAGGGGCUGUGGGAGCACUACCACCCCGGCUUGCCGCCGCCCGACGUCGCAGAUAUGGAGUGUGGACCUCCAAGAAUUAAUGAUAAAUUAAUGAGGUUCUUCGAUCACUGUGAGAAGUUUUUAACUGAAGUGGAAAAGAAUGCCACGGCACUUUAUCAUGUAGAAGCCUUCAAAACGGGACCAGAAAUGCAGAACAUUUUAAAAAAGGUCGCAGCUACUUUGCAAGUGCCAGUCAACAAUUUAAAUGCAGAUUUAAUUCAGGUAGCUUUUUUUACCUGUUCAUUUGACCUGGCAAUUAAAGGUGUUAAAUCUCCUUGGUGUGAUGUUUUUGACAUAGAUGAUGCAAAGGUAUUAGAAUAUUUAAAUGAUCUGAAGCAAUAUUGGAAAAGAGGAUACGGGUACACCAUUAAUAGUCGGUCUAGCUGCACCCUGUUUCAGGAUAUCUUCCAACACUUGGACAAAGCAAUUGAACAGAAACAAAGGUCUCAGCCAGUUUCCUCUCCAGUCGUCCUGCAGUUUGGUCACGCGGAGACCCUUCUUCCACUGCUCUCUCUCAUGGGCUACUUCAAAGACAAGGAGCCCCUGACAGCUUACAAUUACAAGGAACAGAUGCAUCGGAAGUUCCGAAGUGGCCACAUUGUGCCCUAUGCCUCGAACCUCAUGUUUGUGCUUUACCAUUGUAAGAAUGCGAAGACUCCCAAAGAAGAGUUCCGGGUGCAGAUGCUAUUGAAUGAAAAGGUGUUGCCAUUGGCUCACUCCCAGGAAACCGCUUCCCUAUAUGAGGAUCUCAAGGAGCACUACAGGGACCUCCUCCAGAGCUGUCGCGCCAGUGACGAGUGUGAAUUACCAAAGGUGAACAACACGUCUGAUGAGCUAUGAGUCACCGGACAGGAUCUUCCGUGCGUCAGGGAGUGACCCCGCGCUUGGAGUGGCUGGGCAAGCCGCGGUUGCAGGAAGCUUUCCCAGUACCUGUGUAUUGCUGUCUUUUCACAGAAAGACGUCGAGUUUUCUUUUUGAAUCUGGACAGGGAUGUGUAAGCAGCGGUUCUCCUGGGGCAGCUGUCUUACGGGGGAAAAGUCUGUUGGGAAAAAUAGCCGGCACUGCACGUGUUGACAGAAAUUAGAUUCUUCCUGUCUGUAGAGGAACUCCCACACUGACACAGAAUAUGAUUUCACAGUGAUCCUUGAGGGUGCUGGAGUCACAGCGUCUGCCCCAGGGAUGAUCGUAACCUCUCCGUUGUGCUGCCCUUCGCUUUCCCGCAGGUGGCACGGCUCUGCUGUCAUCCGUGUGCCGCGGAAAACAGGCGGAGCCCCGGGAGCGUCACUCUGGAAGAAGCUAGCCUCUCUAGUUAAGGAUUGGAAAUGAUAUUAAGAAAUAGAGUGUGAUUUUCAAAGGACACCUUCACCGAAGGAAGACAGAGUAUAAUAAAAUAGAUAUUUUAUAAAGUAUCUGAACACUUUUUCAGUAAUUCCUUUUGACCUCCUGGUGAGUCUUGCGAGGCCAUUCUUUAAUCACUACCUUAGCUGCUCUGCAUUUGUAACGGUGGAGGGACAAAGGGGACCAUUAGCAGCGAGUAAGACGGAAAGAAUCAAAGUUUCUUAGUCCGUUGCUUCGCAGUUUGGUUUGUUUGUUUUUUCAUUCUAUCACUUUGCCUCUUUUUAUAUUUUGCCUCUAUGUGAAAUGUAUCUUUUGGUUAUUUAUUGCUUUUCCAUUCUCCCCCUUUCCCUCCCCACCCCCCAUAAAGAUUUCAUCCUGGCUGGCUUAGUUUCAUAGAUCUGAACCCAUUUCUCAGAUACUUCUGAGUUUUGUCAGAUGCUGUGAAAGUGUUUGCUAUAAUAAUAAACAGAAUUCUUGUGACUUUA